This is a messenger RNA of Eimeria necatrix, 720 nucleotides long. RefSeq names its product activating signal cointegrator 1 complex subunit 3, putative. The record is from RefSeq and is a predicted model, not a curated record. Lineage: Eukaryota; Apicomplexa; Conoidasida; Eucoccidiorida; Eimeriidae. The transcript has 4 exons. The coding region runs from base 1 to 720 and encodes 239 amino acids.
AUGGUUGAUGUUGCUGCUGAAGAGGCGCAGCUGCAGCACGCGCUGUACACUUUGCUGCUGCUGCAGUGCCUCCGUGCUGCAACACAUCCCGCCCGCAGCAGCCUCUUUUGGCUGCCGCACAUAACAGACGAAGCAGCAGCAGCACUGCAGCAGCAAGGGCUGCUCUCCCUUGCCCACGUGCGCCAGGGGCCUCGCUUCAGGCUGCUAGAGUGUCGUUCGCCGUCUCCGGCUCUGGAGAGAGCUGGCCUCAGUUCAAAAGAAAGUCAGGAAGUAAUUUCAGUUCUUUCUAGAAUACCCAGAGUCCGCAUGCGGUACUUCCUUUAUGCUGCUGCUGCUGCUGCAGCAGACACAGCAGCAGCAGCAGAAGACGGAGCAGCAGCAGCAGAAGACGAAGGAGCAGCAGCAGCAGCAGCAGAAGGCGAAGACGCAGCAGCGGUGGAGGAAGAGGUUGUCUUCAAUCGGCUAGAGCCACAAGUCAUUAAAGGGCCAGAUGGAGAGCCCACGCGGGCUUACCUCGUGCCUGCAGCAGCAGAUCUGCAGCUGGAGGUACACCUGAAGGCUUUGGGACCUGCAGCAGAAGGUUCUUCUGUGGCCAGGGGGGGCCCCAGCUCUAGCUGGUUCGUGAUACUGGGGGAUGCUGAUGAGGCAGCAGAUGAACUGGUGGCGCUGCGCCGCGUGCGCCUGAAGCCCCUUGGGCGCACGCAGUUGACUCUAGAGUAG